AUGCUGCAGAAAGCUGCGGCAAGACGCAAGAGGGCUCAGCAAGCCGCAAAAGAGCCGCACGGUACUUCUCGCACUCAUGAAGGGACCAGCGUCGAUCCGUCAGCACCCGCGUCCACCGUGCAUUCCGGAGCCAGCUCGUCUCGAAAAGAGGGCAGUCUCCUUGGAGAAAAAGGCCAAGAUUCCCGUACGGCGGCCCAGGACAGCAGGCACACGGCCACAGAGAGCGACCGCCUUCGCAGCUGUAACGCCGGCAGCCUGCCCAGCACUUCGGCAAGCUGGAAGAAGCGGCUCUGCGUCGCCGUCGCCCUUGUGGCCGUAAUGGCGUUUGUCGCUGUGGCCGGGCUCCUGAGUUUUCUGUGGUCUCGCCAUCGCGCUAAGGAAGCGGCGAUGGCGAGUGCCAACAAAUCGGUCCCCAGUAAUACCACCAAGCAGAGCGGAGGCCCCGUAAAGAAAGAAAAACCAGCGGUUCAAGCCAUCGUCACCAGCGUGGUCAAGAUCCUGGGCAUGGUUCACCGGCUGCUUCACUGAGUGCCAAGAUGCUCGUUCUGACUGUUGAGUCGUGCGUGGGUCGGUCCAACUCCUGAGCCGACUCGCACCUCAACCCGGAACCUUCUUG
Messenger RNA from Rhipicephalus sanguineus (brown dog tick), 616 nucleotides. RefSeq lists its product as uncharacterized. Bases 1 to 528 code for a protein of 175 amino acids. The transcript is spliced from 2 exons. The record is from RefSeq and is a predicted model, not a curated record. Lineage: Eukaryota; Metazoa; Arthropoda; Arachnida; Ixodida; Ixodidae.